This is a messenger RNA of Erythranthe guttata (spotted monkey flower), 3477 nucleotides long. RefSeq names its product protein NLP5. Lineage: Eukaryota; Viridiplantae; Streptophyta; Magnoliopsida; Lamiales; Phrymaceae. The record is from RefSeq and is a predicted model, not a curated record. Gene Ontology annotation, molecular function: protein binding; DNA-binding transcription factor activity.
CUUGUGGGUGGAUCAAAAGAAAGAUCAAUUUUUUUAUUUUUUUUUUCAAUUUAAAGGGAAUCAUCAUAAUUCAUAAUCAUAGGUUUUUUCAGCAGUUUUAUUACAGUUGACCGUAUAUUGCGGGAAUCCCAAAGAGGGGGGGUGGGGCUCACAUGCUUGGUGCCAAGAAUCUUCCCCUUCUUAUCAACAAAACACACAAUAGGCUUGUAGAGAAUCAUAUUUUUGAGUUCUGCACAGAUAAUCACAACUGAGAGAGAGAGAUAGAGAGAGAAAGAGAGGGAGGAGAGAGAAAGAGAGAGAUUUGUACCCUUUUUUUCAUUUGUGGAUGGGAUUUCAUUUCACAAGAAAUUUGUGGUAAACAGAAGGAAGUUCUUUUGGGGCAUAUGCAAAAAUAAAAGAUAUUUAUUGCAAGUAUUAAAGGAAAUUAAAGCCCUUUGUUGGAAUAUCCAAGAAUCUUUACACACAGUGAGACGGUUGGUGUUUGGAAACCAUUAAUUAAUCCAGGUCUGAAAUUCAGAUCUGGUGGAAGAAGAAUUUAGCUUUUGUGGCAUUGUGUAAAGACUGGAUUUUUAUUUAUUUUUUCACAAGAAAUGGAGCAAGGUGUUCUUCCUCUAAGUACAAUGAUGGGCCCCACUUCGGAUCCGUUUAUGGAUUUGGAUUACAUGGAUGAACUGCUAUUAGAAGGUUGCUGGUUAGAAGCAAACGGAUCCGAAUUCUCGAAUUUCGAUUCCUCAGCUCCAUUUUCACCCUUCCAACCUUCGUUCCCAUGGCCUGCACUCGAACCCGCCAAUCACAACACCGAAUCUAGCGCAAGCCCGUCAAAAUACGGCCAACACGAGGGUCAAAAAUCGUAUUUCCCCGACAAUCUAUCCAUAUCCCAGUCCCGUUUUUCCUCCGAGAAUUAUUUGCUCGAGAGCUGCGAACUCAACAAAAGGUGGUGGAUUGGGCCUAGGCCUUCGUUGUCGGUUAUCGAUCGGUUAAUUCAAGCACUCGCUUACAUUAAAGAUUGCUCGAGGGAUAAAAACGUACUUAUCCAGGUGUGGGUUCCGGUCAAUGGAGGUGGCAAGCGUGUGUUGACCACGAAUAACCAGCCGUUUUCGCUCGAUUUGAACUGUCCCAGCCUUGCUCAUUACAGAGAAAUAUCGGUGAAUUAUCAGUUCCCAGCCGAGGAAGAUUCUAAAGAGGUUGUGGGGUUGCCUGGGAGGGUGUUUAGGAAUAAGGUACCUGAGUGGACCCCGGAUGUUCGAUUCUUUACGAGGGACGAAUAUCCGAGAGUUGACCAUGCGCUUCAGUACGAUGUUCGAGGCACACUUGCUGUACCGGUUCUUGAACAAGGCAGUGGCAAUUGUUUGGGUGUUAUCGAGGUUGUUUUGACCACGCAGAAGAUUCAGUACCGCCCGGAACUCGAAAGCGUCUGCAAAGCUCUUGAGGCCGUUGAUCUGAGGAGCGCCGAAGUUGCGUGCACUCAGGCAGUUAAGACACCCGAUUUCUCAUACCAAGCAGCACUACCCGAAAUCCUAGACGUAUUAAGAUCGGCAUGCGAAACACACGGACUACCAUUAGCUCAAACGUGGGUCCCAUGCAGCCUACAAGGCAAAGGUGGCUAUUGGCAUUCCGACGAUAACUUGAAAAACUGCAUCUCCCCGGUCGAUUCCGCUUGCCACAUAGGCAACCCCCAUAUUCAAGGCUUCCACGAAGCUUGCUCCGAGUACCACUUAUUAAGAGGGCAAGGUAUCGUCGGUAGAGCGUUUGGUACGAAUCAGCCCUGUUUUUUGCCCGAUGUGAGUGCUUGUAGUAAAACGGAGUACCCUCUUUCUCACCAUGCAAGAAUGUUUGGGCUGAAAGCUGCUGUAGCUAUACGUUUGAGGAGUAUUUGUACUGGCUCGACCGAUUUCGUCUUGGAGUUUUUUUUGCCUAUCAACUGUACGGAACCUGAGGAACAGAAGAAGAUGCUCACUUCACUGUCUGCCAUAAUACAAAACGUUUGCCGGACUUUACGAGUUGUCACGGAUAAAGAGUUGCAAGAGGAAUCUCGUUUGCCCGAUCAAGUUCCUAACAUAGAAUCGAAGGAGUUUUUGGGGCCUUAUUCGAGUCAGGUGAAUUGUCAAAAGGGGAAAUCGAGGGAAAAAUUAGUCGAAUCUUCAAAAGCUAGUUUAAAAGAAGGCGUAGCAUUAACUGCGAAUGCUUCUACGUCGGGCGAUUGUAGCUCACUGUACACGAGCAAAACUGGAGAGAAAAAACGGAUCAAAGCGGAGAAAACGAUUACGUUGCAGGUUCUGAGGCAACACUUUGCUGGAAGCCUAAAAGAUGCUGCAAAGAGUCUCGGUGUCUGCCCUACGACUCUGAAGAGGAUAUGCAGGCAGCACGGAAUUCAACGAUGGCCUUCUAGAAAGAUCAAGAAAGUCGGCCACUCUCUACAAAAGAUCCAACGAGUCAUCGACUCAGUCCAAGGCACCUCCGGCGUCUUACAAAUCGAGUCUUUCUACUCCAGCUUCCCCGAAUUAGCCUCACCCAACGCAUCAACAAGAACCACUCAAUUCUCGCACUCCAAAUCGGCCGACAAUCUAAACCCUUUAAAUGGGCCCCACGAGGGCACCACCAUUUCGAGACCCCCAGGCCCGAACCCCGCCACGUCACCGUCGCCGCCCACGUCGUCGUGCAGUCAGAGCUCGAACUCGAGUCAAUGCUGCUCGAGCGGGGCACAGCCGAAUCAUUCCUCUUCGCUUAGUCCUCAAGAUCCAACGGCUAAGGAAGAAGAAGAACCCGUUAAAGAGAAUUUCAAGAGAGCUAGAAGCGAUGCGGAUUUCAAUAAUCUGACGGGCGACGGUCCACCGAAGGUUCUCCCGAGGUCUCACAGCCACGUGUCUUUCUGUUGGCCGGAUAAAACGGAGGUGGCAAAAGAAGAAGAUAACGGGGAAAAAACAAGAGAGAGAGAUGGGCCGAGGAUUAAAGUGACUUACGGGGAAGAUACGAUUAGGUUUCGCAUGCAGAAUAAUUGGAGGUACAGAGAUUUGUUAAGGGAAAUAUCGAGACGAUUUGGAGUGGAUAAUAAUAAUAAUGUAGGGGGGUUUCAUCUGAAAUAUCUGGAUGACGACGGUGAAUGGGUUUUGCUGACGUGUGAUGCUGACCUGGAGGAGUGCAUCGACGUGUGCAGAUCGUCUCGGAGCCAAACGAUUAGGCUCUCGUUUCUUUGUGAUUCGCAUUCGCAGUUCGGUAGGUCUUUCGGGUUUAGAGGUCCUUUUUCGUUGUAGUAGUGAAAUAAAAUUUAUAUAGCUGUUUUUUUUUUCUUAUAUCUAUAUUAUAUAAGUUUUGUUUGCAGUUAUCGCUGCUUGCAAGAAGAUUCUGUUGCAACAGUUUGGAUUUUUUUUUUUUUUUUUUUUUUUUUUUUGAGUUUGUAUUACUAUGUAGCUAAGGAGCAUGUUGCUCUUUCUUGACAUUGUAGAUAAAGAAAGAAUGUAGAGAACAAUUUAUGUUGUU